GAGAGUUCAGCUCGGACCUGUUUCGCUUUUAAGGCAAACUAAGGUCACUUCAGAACUUGUUGAUAGUCUUUAAGCGUUUACAAACACUUUGGCUGUAGUUACAAUCAGUUCGCUCUCGUCUUUUGGACUUGUGUGUCCAGAGCGCAACGCGUAAACAUUUACCUUCGCGGACACUGAAAGUCAGUGGAUUUGAUUUUAAGUUAGGCUAGUUAGUAGUUUACGGUGAUACUUCAGUAUCACCACUAACCUCUGUUGUCAGCCAUGUACAGCAUGCUGGAACACGACAUGAAGUCCGCCGUGCCACCGACGCACCAAAGCGCGCAGGGAAUGACCCAGCUGAACGGUGGACUGACGUACGGAGCCGCCAAACCGGCUGUCAACAACCAACAACAGAGUAUCGAUCCUAUGGACAAAGUUAAGAGGCCCAUGAACGCGUUCAUGGUCUGGUCUCGGGGCCAGAGGCGCAAAAUGGCACAGGAGAACCCCAAAAUGCACAACUCUGAGAUCAGCAAGCGCCUGGGCGCAGAGUGGAAGCUGCUGACGGACGCGGAGAAACGCCCGUUUAUUGACGAGGCCAAGCGGCUCCGCGCACUGCACAUGAAGGAAUACCCAGAUUACAAAUACAAACCCCGACGCAAGACGAAACCCGUGCUGAAGAAGGACAUCCCGGCUGCUAAGUAUCCCCUAUCAGCCGGCAACUUACUGGCGGCAGCCGCUGCUCAGGGAUCAGGUGGAAGCCCGCGGAUGGACAGCUAUGGCUGGGGUCACACAGGUGGCUACACUGGCAUGCAGACGGAUGCUCUGGGCUACAGUCAGCAGCUGCACCGCUACGAUCUGUCUGCCCUCCAGUAUCCUUCUACAAUGGCCACCGCUCAGACUUACAUGAAUGGUGCCAACUCCUACAACCCCAUGUCCUACAGCAGCACUUCCCAGCAGCCCAGCCCGGUCAUGUCCAUGGUGAAACCAGACCAGGUGUCUCACUCUCCCACCGGAGCCCACAGCCACCAGCGGGGUCCUUUACAAGGAGACCUGAGGGACAUGAUUAGCAUGUAUAUCCCUGGUGGAGACAGCACAGACAGUGGAGCACAGAGGGGCUAUUCCAACAUCCAACAGCAUUACCUCACCGGUACAGCACCUCUCACUCACAUCUGAUCAGGAAACUGUUAUUAUAUCUUCCUGUUUCGGGUCUGGAGGGCCACUGAUGUCGGUAGUAGAUGUGUGAACAUUAACUUGAUAUGUAAAAAAGGAUGAGGGUGUGUGGACACAUGGCCGAACUGGAAUCCCAAGGCAGCUGGACUUCUGGCCUUGUUGAAGUGCCUCAGAUUAUUGUGUGAAAUGUGUGUCGCCCCUUUCUGUCACAUUUUUUUUCUUUAAGGUCCAUGUCUUUGU
This is a messenger RNA of Sinocyclocheilus grahami, 1389 nucleotides long. RefSeq names its product SRY-box transcription factor 19a (gene sox19a). The coding region runs from base 262 to 1152 and encodes 296 amino acids. Gene Ontology annotation, molecular function: RNA polymerase II cis-regulatory region sequence-specific DNA binding; DNA-binding transcription activator activity, RNA polymerase II-specific. Gene Ontology annotation, cellular component: nucleus. Gene Ontology annotation, biological process: positive regulation of transcription by RNA polymerase II; neuron differentiation; brain development. The record is from RefSeq and is a predicted model, not a curated record. The transcript is spliced from 2 exons. Lineage: Eukaryota; Metazoa; Chordata; Actinopteri; Cypriniformes; Cyprinidae.